Messenger RNA from Dreissena polymorpha, 1751 nucleotides. Its product is annotated as prolyl 3-hydroxylase OGFOD1-like. The transcript is spliced from 13 exons. Gene Ontology annotation, cellular component: cytoplasm. NCBI's taxonomy places the organism in Eukaryota, Metazoa, Mollusca, Bivalvia, Myida, Dreissenidae. Gene Ontology annotation, biological process: peptidyl-proline hydroxylation; regulation of translational termination. Gene Ontology annotation, molecular function: L-ascorbic acid binding; peptidyl-proline dioxygenase activity; iron ion binding. The record is from RefSeq and is a predicted model, not a curated record. Bases 170 to 1735 code for a protein of 521 amino acids.
AUGGAAGUUGCAAAGUGAAACAAGUUGUCACGUUGAUUGCAUUUUCAUUUUCAUUUUGAAAAACUAAGUUUUUUUCGCACAAUCUAUGCAGUUACUAAGAGUUACCUAUAGUUGAUAGAUAUUUGUAUGAAUACAGAAGUAUCGUAUACUUAACAUAACGCUAUCUAAAAUGUCCGACCUUGGGUCAUCGAAACCAAAAAUGCAGAAAUUAGAAAUACAAUCCGCGGAGUCGGAGACAAAAUUGACACUGAGAGAUUCUAUCUUAUCAUGUUCUGAAAUAAUAGCUAAGUCAUGGCCAAAAGAAGAGGGAUUUGUACAUGAAGCAUCAAGGGUGGAGUUGUACCAGAAGCCAUUCCGACACUGUGUGAUACCGGAUUUAAUCAAGGAUGAAGAACUCUUGGAAACUUUGCAGGAAGAGUUGUUUGCUCUUGAGUUCACUCCAAAAAACAAUGACCUUUACAAAUUCCUUCAGACUAUCACAGACUUGAAAAGUUGCAAAUCUUCAAUUAUAAAGGACUUCCGGAAGCUGUUGUGUGUGGAGAUUAGGGACUGGCUGAAGUGUGUCACAGGGAUACCUCUCAAUGACACAGUCGAUGCUUUCUGCGCCCAGUAUAAGCACACAGACACGCUACUGUGCCACGAUGAUGAACUAGAGGGCCGGAGGAUCGCCUACAUAUACUACCUGGUGGACGAUGAUUGGUCAGAGAAAGACGGAGGGGCCCUACAUCUAUACAGCGUGGAUGAGAACAUACAACCUAAAGACGUAGUAAAGUCCAUAGUUCCAGUAAGGAACAACUUUGUGUUCUUUGAAGUCUCCCCUGGAUCCUAUCAUCAGGUUGCGGAGGUGCUAAGUGAGUCAAAGACACGUCUGUCAAUUGCUGGAUGGUUUCAUGGUCCGCCGAUAAAGCGACCAAAACCAUUUAUAGAACCUGCCCUUCCAUUGGCGGCAUAUGGCAAUAUUGAGGAUGAUGUGUUCUUUGACUGGAUCAAUCCAGUUUAUCUGGGCCCGGCUACUCAAGGCAGCAUACAGGAGAAGUUUGAAAAUGACUCAGAAAUAGAACUGCAAGAUUUCUUGGUGAAGGACAAGUAUGAUGCUUUGAUGAAGGCCCUGUCAUCAUCAGAUGUGACUUGGAAAAUGAUGGCACCUGCAAAUAAAAGGUGCUACAGACAGGCAGACGAGUCCAGUCUGCCAGAUCCUGUACAGACCUGCCUGAGACUGCUGCGCUCAGACGCCAUGUUCCUGUUGCUGUCCAACCUCACAGGGCUCAGACUGCACGAGCUUGCGGCCGCUAGCUCAGACUCCGAGGGGGAGGAGGACGGGAUUGAGGAGGGGGAAGAGGAGCAAGGGGGAGCAUCCUGUAGCAAGACUAACAAAAACGAAAAGGACAAGUCUGAAGACAAGCUGUGUGCAUCAAGGUGUCGCAGUGAGGUACGCCACUGGAGUCCGGGCUCAUACACACUCGUGCAUGAUACCAACACAGAGGGGGCGGAGUUUGCACUAGACCUCGUACUCUAUGUUGGAUGUAACGACUGGGACAUGGAGUAUGGGGGUUUCACAUCUUACAUUGCAAAGGGGGAGGAUGAAGAGUUACUGACAGUAACGCCACAAGAAAAUUCUCUGGCCCUUGUGUACCGGGACCAAGACACGCUAAAAUUUGUAAAAUAUCUCAAUUGUGGUGCGGAAAAGAUGCCAAACAAAGGAUUCUAUGACAUUAGUGCUGUAUACUAUGAAUAAAAUGCGUAAACUGUGA